GCACAACUUGGUGACCUCCGCCCCCCUCGGUGUCGUCACCCAGGAGGAGGGAUGGCACUUUAAAUAUGGAAAAAGACACGCCGCGCUCUCAGAGACUCCACACGCUUCAACCGAGACACCAAAAGCAGCCUUUUACCUCCACCAUGUCCCCGAGACACGACCUGAGUGAGCCUGGCGCGAUAUGAGGAUCCUGCGUUUGGUUUUCCACUUGAUCUACAGAGAGGACGAUAUCAUUCCAGCGAGAUAGCUCCGGCUCCUUUAGUUUCUUUAUUACUUCUUUUGUUUUUGACUCUUUAAAAAAGUGCAACAGAUAGAUAGAUAGAGUAGGUGAAGAUCUGAGCAGAAGGACGCUGGAGUGAUCAGCUUUGAAGGCGAAAAAUUGGUCACCAUGAGUUCCGACAAGUCAAAGUAAGUGAUCUCUCCUCCUUCCUUGUUAACAGUUUGCAGCAAUGUGGACUUUUGCCUGCAGGAGGAAAUUUCCUGUUCAGGUGAGGAAAGUUUGAACCGGGUAUCAGGUGAAAUUCAUCCACAAACUUUGACAUUUAGACGCAUCCAGCACGUUCUCACGCUGGUUUCCCGUGCGUAAAGCUGUAUAUCGCGUCGUUUCUUCACCAUUACUCGUAUAUAUUUAUCAAAUUUUCAUAUUGAUCCGACUUUAAACACGUAAAGUAAGGCUUCCCUUUAUAAGUGUACCACCCUUUCUUGGAUAAGCCACUGCCACCGCACCGAUGUGGCUCUAAACAGCCAGGUAAUCUAUUUUCCAAGAAGCUGUCACAGGUUAUUAGCGAGACAAGCAGGCGAGGGAGCGCGGGCCAAGUGAAGGAGAGUUGUCUCUCUUCUAACUUUAUGAAUAAGCCGAGUGUGUAUGUAUGUGUGUGUGUUUGCGCUUCACAAAGCCAUGUGGAAAACUCCACACAGAGCGUGAGCCAGCGUGUGCGUCCACGUUGCGCAAUGACGCGACAGACUCCGCGGUCACUACGAAACGAGAAAAGACAGUUACUCAACUUUUCUGACAUGCACCUUGAAUUCGUCCACUUGUAGAUGGAUUAUUCGCUAUAUAUUUUCUCCUGAUUGCUUGUGCACAAUCCCCCCAAAAAAGACCUCUACCCCCUUCUCUGGAGCCACGAGUGAAACCAAGAGUCUUCUGUUUUGACUCAACCCAGGUGUCUGCCCUGCCUUCUUCAAACAAUGGCAGCAGAAACCAUGAAAUCCCAACUUGAUUCCUCAUUCUUUUGUCGUUUCUGUCACAUUGUGAAAUGAAGCAGCAAUGGAGAAACGUUCUCGACUUUCCUUUGUGCCAUUCAACUUUCCGGUGUGAAUCUUCCUCGUGGUUCUGACCUGAGUCUUGAAUGUGCCUUUGUGCUCUGCUGAGUGAUGAUCGCAGUAAUAAGCCGUAGAUUUCCUCAUCCAGCCAAGUGUUGUCAGAGGAAAUUCCAAAAGUUACAGGCAGAUAAGAGACAAGGAAGCAAGUCAGGUGUAGCUGUUGCAUAAAGGAUGCAUUAUCACCUGAAUACAGCUUUGUCUGCUGAAUUUAGAGACAUGUUUCUCAUCCAAAACUCUUUGAUUGAUUGAUUUAAAAUCACAAUAAUGCACCUUCUGUUUUAACCAGCUGUUAUGGGAGAAAGAAGAAGUUAAAUUCACUUUCGUAUCUCAUCAGUGUGGAGAUUUGCCUUUUUUAACAUUGCAAAACACUCUAGAUUUGGGCUGCAAUUAAUGGUUAACUUUUUGGUCCUUAAAAGUUCAGAAAUGGAGCAAAUAAUAAAAAAAGUUGCAGGAGCCCAGUGUUUUCUUCGAAGUCCCUUAUUUGUCCAGCUAAUGGAGCGAUACCUGUACACCCAGUAUUGACUGUAAGCAAACAAAAACAAAAGCCGAAAACUUUCAUUUCUAAGAAACUUAAAGCUCCUGUGAGGAGUUUUUAAAACAAUUUUUAUAAAUCACUGAAAUUCAUAUUGAUUCCCUUUCAUAACAUACAGAACUAAACAAGAUAAAUGGCGGCAAGUUUGACUUUUUCGUACAAUCUUUUUUUUUUAAUGCUUAGAUCUGAUGGGAGGGGGUAGGUGUGAGAAGAGCGGGUGAUAAAAUGUUAAAAAAUUUUACACUUUCUGGGGUAAACAUUCACAGUAAACAACAUAUUUGACCAUCAGAAGUUUGCAUGAUAAGAUGUUUUGUCAAAAAAACCCACUAAAGGAUGUAAAGGAUGAGGUAGACAAAAUAUACAGAAACCAAAAAUUCCCUACAGGAGCUUUAAUGUGAGGUACUUUUUCUUGAAACUUGUCUUGCAGUUGCAGCUCUGUUGUUGCUUGAAUAUUUUAACAUUUUUGAAAAUAAGUCAUGCAAAGUUGUCCAUCUUUAUUUCUAGUUACUCCGGCUAAGAAACAUUGCAUCCUUUUUUGUAUGUUAAGAAGCUUUAAAUGACAGAAAAGUUAAAUUUUGUGCCUUUUUAAAAUAACUCUCCUUUAAGUAUCGCUCACUUCUGGCAGGCUUGCAAGGUGGCUAUUUUAACAGUUCCCUGGAAGUGGAUUACACUGUGAGUGGUUUGAGAAGUUUGUAUGCAGAUAUAAACACUUAAAGUUUCUGCAUCAGUUUUCAUCUUAACCAGCUGAAAUGAUGCAGAUCAUCACCUUCAAAAGAUAAAUCAGAAAUAUUAAGAGGUCUUCUUUUAUUAAGACUGAAAGGUUUUUUUUGACGUUAUAAAGAUCAGUUUCAAGAAUCAUCUCAGUAUCCUCUAUGUAACGUUUCUGGUUGUCUACUAACAGUGGUGGGGGGUUCAUGCUACCCUUGUGCUGAACCUGGCUACUGGUGGGAUCUGGUGCGUCAUUCUGUUAAAGAGAUGGGGAUGAUCCCUGAUCCUGAGCAGCUGAUCCCGGCUCCUCACGCACCGACAGGUUUAUCUCGACCCAUGAGGUCACUAAGAAGACGAGCGGCGAAGUGAGAAGUUGCGAGAUGGUUGGUCUCUGACCCCCACCCAACUUUUCAUUUUUUCUUCUUCUCUCUUUAUUAAUCAGGCUUGGGCAGUUUUAGCAGGAAAUGAAAAGGAGAUAAAGAAGAUUUCCUGCACUUACAAUGACGCAAAUGAGCAGACACUGAACUUCGUGGUCAUGCUUACUGAUGCACAAGAUAUGCAUGAAGGUCUGCUCUCUGCUACCUGAUGUUAGCUUGACUCAACUAUGCUUUACACUCCUUACACUUUCCAUUUUUUGCAGUUUUAAUAUUUCUCUUACCUGUCGGGUUCAUUUUGAUUUAAAGCCUCUUUCAGAUCAGGAAUGCCGAGCUCUUCCUUUUGCAUCCUGCAUGUCUGCGCACCACCUGUGGUAUGUUUUUCAUCGUAAGGGGGUCUCCCUGUCUGAGGCCUCAUUGUGGAGUGAUUAAUAUGGCUCCAUUCAACGGCCAAAGGCGGCAGAAAACCUGCAACAUGAGCUCCCUUUAGCUCUCCUGUUUAGCUAAUGGUGUUACAUGACCUUCCCCCCCAUGCACACACAGACACUAAAACCAUUUCCAACACUUGUAGAAGUAAAUGUUACAAGACUGAGGUGUGAUCCUGGACAGAUACCGAUGCAGUCGUCAAACUUACUGAACUUUUAGCUAGCUGUAAACAUUAUAAAUAUGUCAAAUACCAUUUUUAUUGGCUAAUAUUUAGCUAAUUUUUAGCCAUCAUCACCCUAACCCACUUCGCAUUUUUUGGUCUAAAAGAGGUCUAAUAGACAUUUAACUGUAGCUCAGACAACUGGUCUAAAAUCAGGCUACCACAGUCUACCAGUCUAAAUCUGGGCUAUAUCUAUACUACACUGGAUAUUGCUCAACAGCUAUCAUAAUUGUUUUGGUUAAGUACUCACAGUUGCUUUUUGGAAUAAAUAGUUGUCGAUUAAUGGGUUAAAGUGAAAUAUCUAAAUUCCAAAUCCAGAAUCUAGGCGGUUGAAAUUAGGUCUAAAAAUAAAACUAGACGUCUAAUAGCUGUCUGUAGACGGGUUUCUGUGCAACGUCAUCGCAGGUAUGCACGCAGCCAGGGGGCAGAAGGCGGGACAUUUCUUAUUUGUUUACUAGUGGAGUCAACGGAGAAAGAAAAUGACGAGCUGUUGUGCUGUAAACUGCAUGAAUCUGCAAACAAACAAUUGGCAAACUUUACGUCCCUACUCCUGAUAUUAGAAACAUCUAAAAUAACAUCACAACCUGGUAAAUUGAGUGAAAUUCAUGGACAUUUCAGGAAGUGUUUUUCUGAUUUUUAUGCAAUGAAAGACAAAGUGAUUUUUCAAUGAAAUGACAUUUUAUUGCAGUUGUGUCAGAGAGAACUUUCAAACUAUACGACAUCUUCAUUGAUAUCAGUUCACUCCGAAGUAGGCUUUUGCCCCCUAGUUGUGCACACACCUAGUAUUGUUUGUACUCAAGAAACCCGUCUAUUGCUCAGUGGGAAGUCACAAAUCUUUGGCAAGGAAUACAGUAAAAUUCUGUUAAAUUCCAGCACUCUGCUAAUUUUACCUUUUUGUAAGUGAGCAGUCAGUGCAGCACGACCAGGAAUGGCUAGGGCUAACUGACCCAUUAGCUACCAUAAAAAAUGCUACCUUUAGCAGUUAGCUUAGUUUUAGUGUAAUGCUAAAGUUAGCUAAUAAUGACCCAAUAGAGUCCGGUCACUUGUCAUAAAAAAACUGAACUAUUGCUGAAUAUUAAUAUUGCCUUAAAAGAUAAAUCAAACAUGUUGUAUGACUGUAUACCUUUAAGAACAUCAACUUUCCAAGAUGAGUGUGACGUCAGGGAAAGAAGUCCUUGUUUAAAUAAAGUAAACAUUAGUGCAAUAAUGGAGAAAACAGACUCCACCCUUUUGUUUUUGUGUUCAUAAUGACACUUAAAGCUGUUACACAGUAACUGGUCAAGUGCCAGGUCUAUAGAGAAGGCAGGAGUGUUUUCUGAAGGUAGAAGUCAAACUGAACAUGAGAAGAAUUCUGGAACUACAUGAAAACUUGAACUUGACCCCACUUUUCAUGUUAGCAACAAAAAGAGAGACCACAGAGGCUAAUUACUGAAUUAGUAUUGCUUGAAAACUUGGCUCCAAGCCCGAACACUCCCAAUCACUUGUUUGAUCUGGGAGCUAGCUUGUAGCUCCACAUUACCGUCUCCUAUCAGUGUUGUGCUUUUAUUUCUCUCUCUCAAGGACAGAUAUCAAAUCCUCUGGGAUUCACUUUAGAUCAGUGGAACAAGUUGUAUCCUUCCUGACUUUGUUUAUUUUUCAGUUUGUGUACACGGCUCCCAUCCCUUCAUUUUGCAAACUGUGUCAUCUUCAGUUUUUGGGAAAUGAAGAUUUUUGAGGUUUUUGUCACUUCCCUGAAACUGUGUUUAUGUGUCGCGUCUUUUAAAAGGUACUGUUCCCAUAAAUUAGCAGAAGAGUCCUUGAUUUGAUACCGACAUGCUUUAUGUAACCCUGGAAAAAACCUUGAGGCUGAAGCUAUCUUAAAACUCUGUGGUUGAAAUCAAACUUAGAGGAAAAGUAGAGGACUGUUGGCUUGAAUUUUUGCACUCUGCGGGUUUCCUUUUUGCAGCUGUUUUGGCUGCAACAUACUCUGAAACUGAUCGCAUAUGUUUGGGCUGAAGCCCCUCUUUUCCUGGCCCAGAUUAGCCCACACUUUUCUGCCCUGAAGGAGUCGCAUUCCUUCCAACCUUCCAGGAACUUUAAGGCCUGAUGAUCAAAGGAAAGUCCAGGUCAUUCAGGCCGUGAAGAUGUUUUCUGACCCUGAAGUAAACAGAAGGCCCCCUUUUUUUUUUACACCAUUAGCUCUAGCAUGGCUCAUUUAAAGAUCUUACUGUGGGGAAAAAUAUUGUGAAAUAUCUCUGCUUAAAGAAAACAUCUGUUUCGUAAGACUUUUAAAUGUGUGUCUGUGACAUCUAGUUGGAUAGAAAGCUAAAAUUCUGAUCAUGUGUUGGUGAAUAUUGGAGCAGCUGAUCUUUAAAACUUAGACUGAUUUUGAAGCACUGCUUUUCAGAUCUGAGGAACAAGUUGCUUUUUGUUCCUGGUGAUAUGGAAGUCUGAAAGGGACUGAAUUUACAGAUUAGUAAAUGUACAGAAUCAAUAUCAACAUUAAUAAUUUUUUCAUACAUUAUAUAAAAAAACAUGAAACAUUUCAGACAUUUAUAUUUUCAAUUAUUCAUAUUUAAAUUAAAAAAAAUAAGUGCUUUUCCUUUGUCAACCAACUUUGAUAACAGCCAAUGAGUUCAUGUCAUUCAAAAUUAACAGAAGUUAACAGUAACAUGGACAUUAAAACCUUUUUCAAGUCCAGUGGGAAGGGUUCCCAUGAUCCAAGUCCAGUGAAAGAUUAAACCAGAAUCUAUAACAUCCUCAAAGAUUCAGACAUUUCUUCAAAUCCUCUAAGAAUAAGUGAUCAUUCUUUGAGUGUUUGUGAUCCAUUUUACCAUGUAAGAGCAGAGUAUUGAUCCUUUUUUUUUUUUCUCAGUACUCCCAGUGAUGGGAAUUUAGGCUGAUUAUAGUGAUUCAGAUCAUUUGGCUCAGUAAAAUCUAAAACUUUCAGCUCCUUGUUAUAGUACAAUAUUGGCCACUAUGCACAGCAGCAUAGGUACUGACUGCUGCCACAGUGCUCUGAUCCCACAGUGAAGUCAGAAAAAUGUUGCAGUUAAGGAAAUGGCAUUUACAUAGAGUGAAAUGUUUGUUCAAAAUAACAUCUAUGACAACAAUGAAUCAAAAACAACCAUAGUUAAUGGAUUAACAAACAUGUUUCCACAUUUUUAUGGCUUUAAUUUGUGAUUAAAUUUGAUGGAUGUUAGUAUAGAGUGACCAUAUUCUGACUUCCCAAAAAGAGGACAUGACCACGCAGGGACAGAGUCACAGAGUCGCACAAAGUUAAUUUUUAGAUAUUUCUGGGUCGGAUCGAGUGUCUUUUACAUGCUUCUAACUCAGUAAGUUUACGUGACACAAACUCAAAACUCUUGUACAAAACCGCAGACAUUUAAAGAUUUUCUAAACUUCCCAGGACAAAGCCCGAACAGCCCCCCAAAAAGGGGACAUGUCCGGGUAAAAGAUGACGUAUGGUCACCCUAUGUUAGUAGGAAUGAUGGUGAAUAAACACUUUAGUUGGCGUGCCGGUUUGCCUCUGUUGGUAAAACAGGCGCCUCAUGUACAGAAGCUUCAGUCCUUGUCUAACUGUCUGGAUUAAUCCAGGUCCAGACAUGAUUUUCUCUCGGGUUGUCCUGUUGAAUACAUACAAAAGCCAAAAAUUCAUCUACAAUAUGAAGUGGAGCAGUAUGUUUUUUUUUUUUUUUGCACCCCUUUUGUUGCUAUCACAAAUCCAUACAAGUGAUGCAUGUUAAAAUCUCUGUGUUCUUCCCUUGCAGAGUGGAGGACGAGGCAGUCCUGGACAGGGGGGCGUCCUUUGUCAAACAUGUCUGCGAUGAGGAGGAGGUGGAAGGUAAGAUGGGUGAUAUAAUCCUGCACACUUACCUCUUUUAUCUGUGGUGGUGAAACCUGGAGUUUCCCCUCUGGUAUCAGUGGAAAACUGAAUGUGUUAUGUAAGAUAAACACAGGAAGAUGUUUCUUCAGUCGCUCUAAGCUUAUCCAGCACUGAACCACAGAGGAGAGGACACCCACACGAACUUUCUGACACAUGCAUGUUACUCAAACUAACAUUUAAGGGUGCAUACAAAGGACAACCACAACACAUACUUUUGCGUCAUAUUCGGAUAUUUUUUGUGCGUUUUGAAAUAGUUGGAAAAUCUUAAGUUUUGUUUGCAUGGGAAUUUGGAGGGAGUGUGUCAUUUGGUGUGAGCCUCAGGUAUUUUUCGGUUUCCAUGAAGACGCAUGACAGACCACGGUGAAGUUUGAAAAAGAUCCACCAGACAUUUUUGCUGAAUGCAGCUAAAUAUACACAACGCAAACUUAUUUAACCUUCAGUUUGAGCCGGAGUUUUCCCCCCUCUCCCUGUCUUUCUAAUUACUUCCUUGAAGCCAUCAUUUCCUGAAUGAGUGGCCCAGUAGAGGAAGUAUUUGGCUUUUAUUUACUUUCCUUUCCACUUGCAGUCUCUUCCUGGUUGUGAAAUGAUCUGCUAAUGUCAGUGAGGCGUCAACAGCCAUAAAAAUUGAUGCUUCAGUGCUGCAUUUCAUCACACAAGUCAAAUCAGCCUCCAUUGUUUCAUUUCUUAUUUUCCUCCAGUGGUGAGGUGGAUUAGCAGCAUCCAGGAUUACUGUGAUUUCCUUUUGUGUGAGUGUAAUCUGACCUUUUCCUCCUCAUCGUGUCACGGCAGGUCACCACACCGUGUACAUCGGCGUGCACGUCCCCAAGAGCUACCACCGGAGGAGACGCCACAGACGCAAGUCCAGCCACAAGGAGAGGCGGGAAAGGCCGGACCACAGCACCGAGGGGUACAAGUCAGACGGGGACGAAUGCAACGCCAACAUCCUCAAACCUCUCAGUGAGUUCUCAUGAAAAAAAGCGUCAAAGUGUGGAAAAUAUAAACCAUCGAGGCAUGGUAGCAAAGUUAGUGCAGAGAUGAGCGGGAAUGGGAGCAUGCUAAUCUGAAAAUUACACCGGAUUGGCUUCAAGUGUGUAAAGUUAACACAAUAUGGGUAUUAUCUCACACCUGGGAGAUUAAAACGGUGCUUUGUUAUUGGAUUUGUGAGAGGGGAUUGAAAAUACACAGAGAUGGGAAGCAGCAAAAAGGCAGAAUUACAUGUAUUUUCAAGCUACUUGUUGAUAUUGCUGCAACAAGGGAAUCUGAUAGAGCCUGUAUAGUUAUAGAGAAAGCAAUGAAGCGACAACAAAACAUAAAACCUAAAAGAUAAUACCACAAAUAACUGUAAACCGGAGCAAGAUGGGGGCAAAAACUUGGGAUGAAAGUCUCCCUUUCUUCAAAGGAUCAUCUGAUGGUCCCAUUGCAGCCUUAAGAUGAUGUUGUUUGAUUAUUUUUCUGGCCCUUGAGUCAUGAUGUGGAAUUAACUGUGGCUGCAUAAAGAAGAAAUUGAGCUUUUUUCCCCCUUUUUUUAGAACAAAUUUCAUUUUAUAAAGCUCAAAGUUUUCAACUAAAAAAAGAUAUUUUCCAAGUUUUGAUCAAAGUUCUCCACAAGGACAGUAAUCUCUAUUUACAGAUCUAACAUAAAAAUGUAGGAUCCUUACACAGAGGUCAAGAUUUCGAGUACAGGAAGUUUUCCGCAUUCUCUGAACUAUCGACUGAUCACAUUUCAGCAGGUUUCAGUGUUUACAGGACAAACAGUGUGUGAAGAGCAAAAGCAGGCAGAAAACACAACUGCAACAACAUCAUUAGUCUACAUGUCUACUGCUGAACUGAGACCCACUUGAUCUAGAAACAGACAGACGGACGCUGUACUGAGGGAUGUAAUGGACUAAGACGUGACUGUUUACACUGUCGACAUGCACGUACUACAGGAAAGAAGUCAUGGCCUUUUCAUAGUUACUGGAUACAGAAGAACGACUAAAAAGUUGGCAAAAGUUAAACCCUAAAACUUACAUUUUACUGAGUGACUAGAAUCAACAACUUCAAAAUUUCUCAAUCCUGUUUUUUUCUGGUUCAGACUUGUGGACUUUUUAAAACAUGGAUGUGGUCUCAGUGAUGUUACUCAAUGGUUUCUAGUCAACUUGGUUGUCCUUUCAAUAAUGCAAAACCUGUGACGAGGGCUGUCAGAGUAUCAAAUUAUCACCUUGUGAUUGAUGUUGCUCUCUCAGACAUGAUUUGUGCUGUACUAGCAGCCACACAGUACAUCAUGAAUCAUGCUUUUAUUUUGAAAAUACAAAAGGCUUCUUGGGGAGGUUAUGGAGCUGAAUGAAAACAGUUAUAAGGUACGAUGAUAAAUGUGUUAUCACUUGGGAGCUGCAUGUUGUUUAAGAUACUUUUUCAGUUUAAGCUACAGCUAGCUAGCUGGAUAUUCUGCCUUUAUCACUGACACUGCGUUUUUUUCUGUUUUAUUCCCAUUUUAAAAAGAAUAGUGAACCACAACUAGCCUGUACUUUGACAGAACUACUUAAACAGUAUUGCCAUAUGCUUGUUUUUUUUAGCACAAUAUGAGUGUUUCGUUUUUUAAAGAGACACUGAUCUUUUAUGCGAGUAUAUAGUACUUAGAACUUACCAGGAAUCUGAAUACCUUUUAAAAAUAGCAAGCUAUUAUGCUGCGUUCGAGUUACCUUGAAAGUCAGAUGUCCGAGCUGAAAAUGACGUCACACCCGAGUUCCCAACGUUUCAGUUACUAAGUCAGAAAAAAGCAAAAUCGAAGGCCUGAAACAAGACGAUUCAUCUAGGAAAGUUAAUAUAGCACUUGCCUUAUAUUUGGACAAGGCAAGCGCUUAAAUAAGUUUCGUAGAUGUAGCCAUCUUGUUUCCGCCUCCGAUUUUGCUUUUUUCUGACUUAGUAACUGAAACGCUGGUAACUUGGGUGUGAUAUCAUUUUCAGCUCGGACUCCUGACUUCCGAGGUAACAUUUUUUAUUGUUGCUGUAAAAAUUGGCUUUUUGAAUGGGUCUGUAUGCAGUUGCCAUAGCUUUUGCAGCCAGCCUCUAGUGGACAUUUCAGGAACUGCUGUUUUCCUGAAAGCAGAGGUUGCCAUUUGUUUAGAACUGUUUUUUCUUUUUUUUUCUUUUUUUUUAAAUCACCAUUUAAAUGCAGCAUCGGGAUACUAAGUGCAUAUUAAUAUUGGUGUCUGUCUCCUAAGUCGUCUCCAAGAAGCUACACCAGAUGUCUUAUCCUUAAAUGGUAGAUAGGAUUGCUGCACAGUCGAAUCAUUAAUCCCAAGAUCAUUUUCUAGAGCAGAAGGAGUAAUCAUUAUCUUCAGAUAUCAGUCAGCAUUGACCUUAAUGUCUCCUGCAUCUGCAACACGAGACUCCUCUAUAGUAUUGUGGCAACACCGGAGGGAAGCACUAAAACAAGGAGCGUUUGAGGUCAGCUUUACUGUAAAGUAAAUGCAGCAUUUCACGAGACAGAAAUCUCUGUUAUGCCUCUGAGCUUUAGAGAACAGUGAUUUUUGUUAAAGUACCAAACAUACACAACAAUCAAGAAAGAAGCUGUUUGCAAGACGUGUAAUUAUCACAGAGUAGGAAUCACCUUAAAAUUGCACAUCCUGGAAGCCGGCACAAUGGAAGGUACCAUUAAGGUCUGAAAAUGGUGGGAAAAGGAGGAAAAGGAAGGAGUUUCCCCCCCAACAUCAACAUAAAGUGAUGAUCAUCAGGCUUUAGGAGACAUUCCUUCGCUGGUGAUUAUAGAGCAUUUUGAAACCGACAACAAAGUCCAGCUCGAGCGCCUCACACCAGGUCUAAGUUAAGCCUGUAGUGAUGCAUAGUAAAAGAAAAAAAAGGGAAAUAACAGCUGAGCAGCGGCUUAUUACUCCUACAAGAGCUCAAAGAGAGUUAGUGCAGAGUUUGCAUAGAGCAAUUUCAGUGGAAACGCAGCCAUAAAAUGCUGAGAUGAUAGUGGAUGAGGCAACACCCUCAGAUAAGGUAACAGGAGGCACAUACUACCAAUGAAUGAGUAAGAAAUGAUUCAACACGUGACGACUGAACAUAACUAGAAGACAACUGUUCCCCUCGCUUUGGCUCAGAAAGUAAACCCGCUAAUAGGUCGAUACCCUUAACUGUGUUACUUCCUUGUUUGGCUGCUGAAACUCUAACCUCAGAGUGAAUUGAGAGGAUUUCAAUGGAAUUUAGGGUCAUGAUAGUGUGUGAAAAUGAUCAAGCUGGGAAUGUAUCAGGAGUGCAUAACUUGAAUUACUGUCUUUUUACGAGCAUCAAUCAAAGUGUACUGUGAGGAACUUUCUUUGUGUUGAUUUUAGCACCUCCUGUGGACAAAGCAGUACCUCUGCAUUCUUUACAGAUCUUGUCCUGCUUUUCCUGCUAGCUCUGACAUUUCUCCUAUUUUUAAUCUGUGUUUAAACAGCAUAAUCUAAUAAUGCACAUUUUAGCAUGCACCUACCAAUAGGAACAGCUGUAUUACAUGUAGAGUGACAAAUGAAACCAUACACACAUACAUACAUACAUACAUACAUACAUGGAGGGCUGCACAGGAAGAAUACAGAUAUAAAGCAGCCAGAUCAGAUCUGUUUUCUACACCCCUAAAGUUUGAUUCAAGUUUAUUGCCAUUAUUGCAAUAGAGCUUUAACAUAAAUGUAUGAUUACACCAAAGAGUUAGUCUGCAGGACAUGAGAAAAGUGCAGAGUUUGAUUUAACUUUCCUUCAUUUAAGACAUCUUUUAUGGAGCAUUUCUUGUAGGCUUUAAAACUGUUGGAUUGGACUAUAAAAUAGUCCCAUUCAACACAAAGGAAGUAUGAGCUUAAGGAUUAAAGCUCCUAUGAGGUGUUUUCAUGUUUUUAAAAUAGACGGGAAUUCAUACUGAAGCCUUUCAUUAUGUCUAAAAGCAAACAAAACCACAACAAAACAAGAUUUGCUGUAUUUAUAUUUAUAUAAAUGCCGUAUAUAGCUAGAUUGCUAAAAUUGACACAAACAGAAAGGACCUUUAACUUUUUAAAUAUUGCCUAAAUUAAAAAAGUGCUAUAAAUAAAUACAUUUAAAAGAGUAAAUGAUAACAACUUUAUUAGCAUACUUUUUCAAAACAGAGGUUUACAAAGUGCUUGACAGCAGUAAGAAGGACAUUUUCAUAAGGAACCUAUACAUACAUAUGGAUAGAAAUGACCCCGGGUCCCUGUGUUUGCAGCAUGUCCCACCUGAAUCCAAAAUCAAUCUAAAAGCGGUUUAUUUUGCGACUCAAUGGCACUAACUAGCUUGGUCUGCAGCUAAACCAUGAACAGGUAUAAUGUGCACAUUCCGAGUGAGACGGCGUCAAAUAAUUGUCAGACAAAACUGUGUUAAUCGGGCAGCCAUGGUGUAAACGUAAUAACAGUAACAAAGCCCUAAGGGGACAUACAGAGCAACAUCUUGACCCCUUCUAUCCUCACCUGCUCUGUUUACACACCUACGAUCACACCUUUUCUUCAUCAUGCUGGCAUCACAUCAAGCUGUCAGUCCGCAGAUGAGCAGGUUUGUAACCCCCCCCCCCCCCCCCCUCACACUCCCGGCUCUGCUAAUACUAUAAUCCUCCUUUUGUAUGGCCUCAUGCCAGUACGUGCACUUAGUCAUUUAAAGGUUUCAUUGUUAUGGUGGUAGUUUUGCUCACAUUGAUAUGUCGGAUAUCUGGUUAUUCCAUGAGUCAUGUCAAAUUUAGUUACGGGAAACUCUCGUGCAAGAGGAACAGGAUUUGUUUGUGGCACUUUAAAGAGUUUUUCUAGUUUUUUUCUGAUAAGGUCAAAGAGGAAAAGAAAUAAGUGUAAGAGGAAAUUUGAUUUGGCAUUUGCUGAUCUGAUAACUGUCUCACAACAAUUUAGCACCAAGUUGGCCAUGCUGCGUUUUAAAACGCCCAAGAAUUUCCUCAUAAACGUCAGCAGAUGCCUGAAUGAUGGACACCCUGUUCAUUAAAUAUCUACGAGGCGUUCAGUGACGCCCCUUAAUUCCCCCUUGCAGCACUUAAGUGUGUGUACGGUUCAAACAUGGCGGCGUCUGCGUAAAUGCUAACACCGCCGCUGCUUGUUCAUCCAUAGAAUCAGACUUUAUAUCAGCACUGGAGGACGAGGAGUGGAACCAAACUAAACACAAGAGCAGGUUUUCAAACCGGACUGUAAUUCACUUUAAAUGCUCCGUCCUUCACAGAUGCACGCACACACACAAACAGACUGGUUCUUCUUUCUCAUGCAGCUGUAUCUGUGCAGAGGAUCUGAACUAUAAACAGGCUGGUAUGGUUGAGGGAGAGGGCAGAGACGAGCGUACCAUGAGGCUGCAGGAACUGCUGGGAUAAACAUUUCUCUCCAGUGGGGAAGUAAACCACUUCAGUGCCCCCUGUAGAGAGAUUUUAUUGUAAAAUCUCUGACCCUGUUUAUGAAGUAAUGAGGCCUGUUGAUGCUCGCUGAUUCACAUCCCCUCUCUACUGUCCCUGUUCGCAAAGCUGUUUCCACUUAUUAGCUCAAUGGGAGUAUUUGGCAUGAUUUAUGAGAUCUUGAAUUGUAAAAAGGCUCAUAACUCAAAGUACAGCUUGACUGAUACAUUGGCCGGCCGAUACCCCAAACUAGCAAAUAUUUUUAGGUGAUAUUACUGAUGUCUGUGACCCAAAUAUUGUCUCCUCUAAAUUUAUUUGAUAAAUUUGGACUCAAGUUCAAGUAUAUUGUUGCUCAUUCAAAAAGACGAGUAAAAUAUCCAGUUUUGUCAAAUUCAGAAAACAACAACAUGAUAUGAGCUAUCAACAUUGGCCAUUUAUCAUAAUCUGUAUCAGUAUUGGGAAUUGAAAAGUGAUAUCUUGAUAUAAUGCGCAUGGAAUAAUGGCUGCCAUUGUAUUCUAUUAAUGCAAAAAGGAAAAAAAAUGAUAUCAGCUAUCAACAUCGGCCAUUUCUCAUUUUUGGUAUCCUUAUAAGCGAUUGAAUAGAAUAGAAUAGAAUAGAAUAUUCCUUUAUUGAUCCCCCAUGGGGGAAAUUUUUUUGUCACAGCAGCAUCACAGACAAGACAAAAAGUGCAAAAAUGCAGUUAUAACAAUAAGGGUCCUAAUAUUAAGAACUUAAAUAAAUGUAAUAAUUAAGAAAAAAAUUAGAAAAGGGAGAAGAAAAAAAUAAAGCUUUCUACAAUAUACACAAUUUAAAUGCCAUAAAAAAAAGUGGUGGUGUAGAUCCAGUUUUGUUACUGUUCAUUGUAAAGUCUUAUUGCAGAGGGGAGGAAUGACCUGCGGUAGCGCUCCGUCCUACACUUGAAAAGUGAUAUCUGGAUGUAAUGUGCAGGGAAUGAUGGCUGCCACUAUAAAAUUGUAUUUUAUCAUAUGCAAAGAGAAAACAACGACAAGAUAUCGGCAUUUUAUAUUGGCCAUCGGUCGACCUGUUUUUUCAAUAUUGAUUUCAGUAUCAGCCGUUGAAAAGUGAUAUCUGUUAAACACUGGGAUGUAAUGUGCAUGGAAUAAUGGUUGCUAUUACAGAGUUGUAUUUUUUUAAAUCCAAAGACAAAACAUGAAUCAAGUGAUAUCGGUAUUGUUGAUCAGCCAUCUGUCAACUAGCUUUUUUUUAUGUUGUUAUCAACAUAGGCCAUCAAAAAACAAUAUUUGUCAACCACUAAAAAAUAGGGUGACCAUACGUCCUCUUUUACCUGGGCAUGUCCUCCUUUUGGGGGCUGUCCAGCCUGUCCAAGGGGAGUUUAUAAAAUCCUUCAAAUGUCCGGGGUUUUGCAUGGAAGUUUUUAGUUUGUGUAGUGUGGACUAACUGAGUUAGAAGUGUGUAAAAAUCACUUGACCCAACCAAAACCCUCAAAAUUUUGCAUGCUACACUGCCCCGCAUAGUAAUAGUAUUCUCUUUUUUGGGUUCUGGGAUAUGGUCACCUGAGAAUAUUGGCUCUGGUGUCCUUUUUAUAGUUUAGUGAAAUGACUGCUGGGCUUCAUCGUCCAGUCCAACCCUGGGCUUAUAGUCCAGCCCUGUUGAAUACUUGACUCUGAUUGGUCGAAAAAUCUCAAACAAUACUUGAUCAUUUAAGUCAUGUUGAAUGGGUCCAGUGAUGCAAAGAUGUUAGUUUCUGUCGGCGUACUUAAACUGCAAACCCCACAAAGGAUAUCAAGCCAAGUAUCGUCCACUAUGAUGAUGUUUUCCCUCCAAUCAGUAUUUUCUCAGCAUUUAAAGUCAAACAUUGGCUUCAAAUUGCACUAAAGCUCCUUUGAAGUAAAAUAGAUUAGAAAGUAGUUGGCAGGUAGCUGGUAAUAGCAGCCCAUAAACACAUACAUUCGAUAACAGUCUUGGACUUUGAAAAUGCGGGCCGCUCUCAGACUGUCAUAUGCCAAAAGCAAAACAAACAAUCACUCACACUGCUAGACAGAAGCCUCCACUUGUUGGAUUUUCCGCUGUUUUGCCCUCAAUCUUAAUCCCUGUAAUUCUGUUGAUUCUGGCAAACUCUCCCGAGCUGUCCACUCAGAAUUGUGUGUAACCACAACAAAGGGCUGGUUUUCAUUGAUAACAUAAGUUGUAGACUUAAGAGGGGAGUGUUUGUGUACACCAUGUGCUUUAAAAGUCAGGAUCCUGACAGCCGGCGGGCCCCGGGGCUGUGACCAAAACUGACAGAUCUUUUUGUUUAACAGUGGCUGAGUGAUGUUGUGUAUUACUGAUGCCCAUGGUGAGGAUGCAUCAAAUGUUGUGUAUCCAAGAGCGACGCUUUCCUAAGACUUUGAUCUUGACCUUCAUGUAGCUUAGCGUCAGAGUUUCUCCCUGCAGAAGAACAGGUCCACCUGUACUAUUUUAAAACGAAGCGUCCUAAAUUCAGCCUGGGUGUGCUGUGUCGGGAUUAAAAGGUUACAGGCACUGUUACGUUGUCGAGGUAUCAACCUGUGCAAUCCUGAGUGGCACAGCAUUUCAGUAGAAAAGGUGCGUAAAUAGCCUGUUAUAACUCGCCACCUUAUCGCACUAUUUUAGCCACGCAGGAGGACAAAAAAAGGACUUCAAUACCUGAAUGAAAAUACUGAGGUUUUACUUCUCUUGAGUGAUUUUGUUGUUGAAGAGGAGGUAAUCAAGGGUGAGUUUGGUGAUGUAUAUGUAGUCAAGCCUUUCUUAAAAGGAAGUGAAAGUUAUAUAAGCUGAGGGGAACUUCUUACUCAUGAGGGUGUGUUGGUAAAGUCUUUCCUUUUACACUGAAUACCAGCACUUGUUCGAGGAUAUCAAGAGUAAUCUACCCCGUCUGUUAUUGAUAAGCUGUUUUUAAUCUCUGCAAACACGCACAAGAAGAUGCCUCCUUCUUUCUUUUUAAUCUUCAUCUUUGUUUGUCCAAAAUGCACAAACAAGGAGGAUAACUUGAUCGCACAUUCAAAACCUUAAAUCUUGCUGUCAACGCCUUGGUCACCCUUUGUUUCUAUAGAUACGUCUGUCAAAGCAGUCAUGGAAAAAGGGAGUGCUUGCAUGACGAAAUGACAACGGCAACAUCUGUUAAAGCUUCCUGUUUUCACCAUCAUGUUUCUCCUGUUUGACUUUUUUGUGAUAUUAUAAUGUUUUUGUGCUUAAGGGAAAUUUAAAGUGUAUUUUUGUUUUCUAUCUGGACUCAUCCCCUCUCUCCUGAAUAUAAUGGGGGGGGGGGGGGGGGGGGGUAAUGGGAGGCUAAGCGUGUAGCCGCAUUUGCUGGAGUUGGAGCUGUUGAGCCUCCCUGUUUGCGGUUUUGACUGAACCUGAAGGGAAGGGAGGUAGAAGCUGAAAACCACUGCAACGUUUCCUUAUCCUUAUCUAGCUUCAUGUUUGAGUUGUGACGGGCGUUAGGGGCCAUGUGGUUAGACAUGUAAGUUGUUGGCAAAGCAUAAACAUUGGUUUAAAGGUGUAAUAGAGUGGGUUUCAUCACUGGCACUGAGCGAUCUAUACCCACUGUUUUCUUUCUUGUCUUUUCAUGUGUCUUUAUAACCCUUUAGGUUACAUGUCUUGUGCUAAAAGUAAAAAAAAAACCUUAAUAUUGUAAUUAAAAUCAAUUGUAUCAUACUUCACAUCAUGCUUUGAUCUGAAGGGUCCUAACUUGCCUUUAUUCUUCUUCAGUUUCUCCAGCCGAGAGGAUCCGGUUCAUCCUCGGGGAGGAAGACGAUGGCCCCCCUCCUCCUCAGCUCUUCACCGAGCUGGACGAGCUCCUGUCUGUGGACGGGCAGGAGAUGGAGUGGAAGGAGACGGCCAGGUGAGCGGCCGUAAAACACGAUCCGUCAGGCGCACCCCCACACCCGUCUUUUUAUAUAUUAGGUGCCCUGGGCUGUGUGGUUAUAAAUUUCCUGCCGAACAUUCCCGGCACAGUCAGCACAGCACAAUCCCUUUUUAUGAAUAAUUGUGCUUUGUAUGUGUAGGGAAACAGGCCGUACUUCAGUGAACACCCAGUCUGCUGUUAUCUGAUUGGGAUGUGAAGUACCUGCUCUGUGGGACCAGGAAAAGACAGAAACUCCCACAUAGUCCGAAGAACAAGGCUUAGAGAGACUCUGAGCUCAAGGGCACAUUAAAUCCCUGAGUUUUACAUGUGUUUUUUUCCCUCCUUUUUGUGCUUCAGAACAGACACCUACCGUUCAUAACAAGCCUGUCUUUUUUAGAUAGUAUUUCUAUUAAGUUUUUGUCCUGGUUUGGAGGGGAAAUGGAGGUUGUACUGUUUGAAGUUGACAGUAUCUUCCCUAAAAGUAAGAUGGCCAGUUUGUGGCGUGUGGCCGGCAGCCAGAGGGAUACUCUAUCCCCCUGAGGAAACCCCAUCCUCGGUCCUCAGGAGAAUGGCUCUUUGUGGCGCUGACAUGUGAGGCAUUAUUGCUAAAAAGAAUCCUUGUCCCGGGUCUUACCUUCAGGGAGAAGCUUGUCUUUGAUAACAACAAAGUCUGGUUUCUCAUGUUCAGCCAUGUGUGGUCAAAAAGGUACAGAACAGACGCCGUGCUUUGCCGUGUGUUUUCUCACGUCUAGGGAUUUAUGUUUUCAUUUCUAUGCUGUCCUGAAUCCCCUAUUCUCACCUUAUGGACUGUGACUGAUCAAAACAGUAAGGAGCUGUUUGGUAAAGAAAAAAAGGACCCGUCUUGUCGCCUUUUGUCAGAGGCCCUUAUUUGUUCUCUUGCGAAAGCUGCUGUUUUGUACUUUCAUGAAUAUUCUGGCAUGAAAUGAACUUUGAGCUACAGGGGAAACAAAACAGUUUGAGUACCGAGUCUUGAGCUUCAGGCGAUUGUGUGUACUCCUCCAAUCUCAGCUCUAUUUCAGAAAUGUGUAAUAUUCAUCUUUAACAGCUGCAGAUUCAGAUUUAUAGAGAUUCAAAGAGCAUUAUAGAGUAUUAACACAAAAUGUCCACCUUUGCUUUAAAGGUAUAGUAUGAAGAAAUAGGCACACUAGAUAUAUAUAUACCUAUCCUCAUUCCUUCCUAUUCGUUGACCUUUUACAUGUCUCUAAUAUUCUAAAGACAUGUAAAAGGUCAACGAAUAGGAAGGAAUGAAGAUAGGUAUAAAUAAGCUAAAUAGCUUUUACCAACUCCUUUUCUAUCUCAAAAAAAUAGGGAAUUUCUUGUCUAAAAUUGUACUGUAUGUAUAUUAGAUCAGAUCAAAUAAACAAUCUCUCUCUCUUCCAUAUAUAUAUAUAUAUAUAUAUAUAUAUAUAUAUAUAUAUAUAUAUAUAUAUAUAUAUAUAUAUAUAUAUAUAUAUAUAUAAUAUGAUAUAAUAUAAUAUAUUAAUAUAUCGUGAUAUUGAUUUAAGGCCAUAUCGCCCAGCCCUAGCCAAGAAGCUCCUGUGAAGCACAAUGACCACCAACCCUACAUUUAACCAUCAUGGUUUUAACCAUCAAAAAAUUAUUUUGCUCUAAACCUAAAUUAACUUGUUCUUCCAGGUGGAUCAAGUUUGAAGAGAAGGUGGAGAAAGGUGGCGAGCGCUGGAGUAAGCCUCACGUGGCCACGCUGUCCUUACACAGCCUGAUGGAACUCAAGACGUGCAUCGAGAAGGGAACCAUCAUGCUGGACAUGGAGGCCACCACGUUGCCUCAGGUCGUGGGUAAGUGGAGUUUAAAGAGACAACACAGGCCUGUUGUUGAAUCUUUCAAAGGACCUUGGUAGUAAUCCAGUUUUGUUCUUCUUCUCCUUUCUAGAGAUGAUCACUGACAACCAAAUUGAGAGUGGUCAGUUGAAGCCAGACCUGAGGGAGAAAGUCAUGUACACGCUGCUACGAAAGCAUCGCCAUCAGACCAAGAAGUCCAACUUGCGCUCUCUCGCUGACAUCGGCAAGAGUGUUUCAAGUGCAAGUCGGCUUUUCUCCAACACGGAGAAUGGUAAAGAAACUGCAAAAACAAUCACUUUUAUUCUCUUUCUGUCUUCAAAUCCUAAACUUAACCACUGCUGCAGAUCUUUCUUCUCCUAACACGACCUCUUACCUCUUUUCCUGAUCUUCUUCUUUUCCAUCUUUGUUUCCUUGUCUUUUCUCUUUUUUCCCCCUCUCUUUGGGUCUGUGCUGUCUCUGAACUUCCUGCAUCCGGGGGUGAUAAAGUUCGCAUCCCCUCUGAGCAGCACCCUGUGCCUUGUUUAAGCCCGCACGAAUUAGAGGAACCGGCUGAGGUCAUGAGGAGCUCCAGCAUGGGAUACCUCUGUAAGUGAGGUCACAACAAGCAGCAAAGUUUGAACACUAAUUUAGCAUCAUGGCUGUCCACUGACAAAAAUAUGAGCCACAAAUAACUAACCUGGAUGUUUAAGGGCCUAUUUCCACUUAAGGCUGUUUUGUUCACAAUCUAAUGCAGUUCAGUGUUUUCUGCACUCAGUGUCCUUAUAAAACACUCAGUGUGAGCUGUUUUUUGUCAAUGUUCUCAGUUGGAAAAAAGCUGAUCUAAAUGACGCUCCAUUUUCAAAUCAACCAAUCAGAAUGAAGAGGUGGGACUUCUUAUUAGCUUUUUCAGCAUCACUAGUAGAGAUCUGCACAUCUGGUAUUUGUCAUACCCCACACCUUUUACAGUUUGUGGCAUGAAAUUAGUACCCAGUUCCGUUUCCAAGCCAGAAUAAUACAAUAAAAUGAGAAAACUGAUGAAAAACUAACGAAGCUCAUCUGCUUUGAAGGUUGAAUUUUAAGGUCAAGGAUACAACACUGUUUCCUUCAACUUAUUUUACAUUUAAUACGUGUUUUUUUUUAGCAUAGUUCACUGGAGUAAAAUUGAGUACAAAUAUUUUUUUAAUACAAAACAAAGUCUUGAUAGCACUGUGAUAGGAAGUGGGAGUGCUCUGGAAAAACUUUGGUAUUCAAGCAACAGUGAGUGCUGGAGAGAAGCCCUCUAGAAUAGGAAGUCAACUUUAUUUGUCAUACCCCACACCUUUUACAGUUUGUGGUACGAAAUUAGACUCAGGUCCAUUUCCAAGCCAGAAUAAUACAACAAUAUACAAUACAAUACAAGAACAAUCAUAAAAACGUGUAUGAGCAAUAAAAACACAAGAGCAAAAUGUAAACAAGGCAAAAGAGCAACAAUCACGUUCAAUAGCGACAGUUUAGGAAAGGCUGAAAUCAGCCCUGUUGCUAUAAAUUUCCAUGUGGAAGCAGAACCUAAUGCUGUUUGCACAAAAGAAAAAGCUACUGGUGGAAAUAGGCCCAUACAGCUGAUUGUAAUUUAUUUAGUGGAGCAGCCAGUGGAGCCUGGCUUGUACAGAAAUUUUGGCAUCAAUAUGAUAAAUUGGCAGGUUAUAGAUAUGGUAGAUAAUAUAGAAAACUAUCAAGCAGGAUUGAAAGUAGAUUUUCAUCAUUAUAGGUCCCCAAAAGCUGUUUUCUUAAACAGUUUUCCUUCACAUUGUUUUACAUCAUUAACUAACCAAUUGUCAUGCAGCCCAGAUUUUGAUAUUGUAGGCAGAUACUGAGAGUAAUGUAAACGUUAAAGAAUAAACAACUCCGUCCAGCAGCUUUAUUUAUCAUGCUCUAGUGGAAAUAUGCAAAGAUAGAUGUGUUUUUGGCACCAUGACGCUCAAAUGUUGUAGGCUCUACAGGGACAUACUAUCCAUCUGUGAGUUAAUGGCCCAAAGUUUACAUUCUCAUUUGCCAAUAGUUUCCUAAGCGUGUCUCUGCUGACUCUUGUAAGCAGCUGACCUAAGACGGCCAUGUAUCCUCGCUCCCCUCUUUCUCCCUAAAGAGCGCCUGAAUGAAAGGCCACCUGGCGUUCGUCCUAAAGCUUAAGCCUCUCCACAUUUAGCUGACUUUUCUGGCUCUCUACUUAUACUUUCCUGGUGCUUCUUUACUUUUCUGGGGCUGCUUUUCCACCCGGGGCCAAAAAUGUCUCAUUUGAAGCCUUGCAGUCUUGCUCGCAACUUCCUAUUUGAACCUUAUGUAUGUCUUCUAUCCCUGCAGGUAGCCCUACUACUGCCCACAGAAACCUCACCUCCAACAGCCUGAGCGACUUCUCUGACAAACCAGAGAAAGAUCAGGUAAUAAUCUCGAGUCUGUCUGUACAAGAGAAUGUUUAAGGACUCUGUUGGAGUCAUGUGUUUGACUCUUGUGAGCUUGUGAGCCUCACAUACCAAUAGAUAAGACCCCCAGCUGGACUACAAAAGCUCUCUGUCCUCUGUCCUGUGAGUUUCUACCAUCUGCACGAGCAGUUUCCCUCCCCUGCCAUGACUCAUGAUCGAGUAGCUGACUGUAAAUUGGCUUCACCGGACAUGGAUUAAAGAUCACAGAAAGCGGUUAAAGUGUAGCGACUUGUACUACGCAGCAGCAACAGUUAAUGAAUCUGUAUGUGUGUCAGAACGGUUUGGCCUUUGAUAAAAACACCCAGGCUUCGGUUAAUCAUCACCCUGAAAGAGAAAUGCUCAAAUCAGCUUGUUACAUCCACAUAUGAGACUCUGUAGGUCAGUUUAGUGCAAGAAUGUAGAUGCAAUUUCCUCUGCUAUAAAGUUUGCUUAGUAGGUAACAUAAAGUCCAAGGGCCUCUUUGCACAUAAUUCAAGGAAAGGCGGGUACAACCUGUUUUUUGGGUCACAGUACGCCUCUGCCAGGUCUAUUUUAAUUACGUUUAAAUUGGCACAUUUAUCCAAAAUGCCACACAAGGCAUCAAUCAUACUAAAAAGAGGAAGCACGGGUUCAUGUGUGCACUUAAACUUCCUAAUUUUUCUGUUUUUUUGGCUCCACAGCUGAAGAACAAAUUCAUGAAGAAGUUGCCCCGCGAUGCAGAAGCAUCAAACGUUCUGGUUGGAGAAGUCGACUUCCUGGAAACCCCCUUUGUGGCGUUUGUUCGUCUGCAGCAGGCCGUCAUGUUGGGGGCUUUAACCGAGGUCCCUGUGCCCACAAGGUACAAGAACCCUCAAACACAUCACUGAUUAAAAACAUCUGCGUAAAGUCAGACCUAAUUAGUUAUUCUCUUCUUUUUCCUAGGUUCCUUUUUGUCCUGCUGGGCCCUAAAGGAAAAGCAAAGUCCUAUCAUGAAAUCGGAAGAGCCAUCGCCACCCUGAUGUCAGAUGAGGUACUUGAUUGGUUUUGUUUUGAUGCUGGAGAGUCAUCAUCUGUACUGCAGCAGCUUGUUUGUUGUUACAAACUCUCGAGCAUCUGGGCUGAAGUGUGCGGUAGAUAAAUCACUGCUAUUCUGAAUCAAUUAAGCUCAUCCUGUUAAAGCUCUGAUUGGACUAAUCAGGCCACUAACUGGUUGUGGACGUAAGUAAAUGGCAUCUGUGGAUCCCACUAGGAAACUGUGUGGAGGAUGGUGGAGUCCGUUUAUGAGGUUGUGGAAGAGAAAUUAAGGACACUGAUUAUUGUUUUGUGCAGAUUAGGGGUUUAGAGUCACACUAGCUGGCUUGUAGCCUUGUGAGGUCUAACAGAGGCAUUUUUCGUACCCAGAAAGAGGGUAAAUUUCAGGGCUGGAGCUAGACCUUUUAGACUUGGGUGGCCAGACUAGGGCACCAAAUUUUACAGCCUCCGUGUGCACAGGAAUUAUUAAUUUUUUUUACCUCUAAAAUAAGAAACAACAUAAGAAAAUCUUCCUCCUGUGUGUCAUACCCCACUCUCUUGCCCCCUUGCUCCAAAGGACUCGAUAAAUAAUGUCCAAAGUCACAAGUCAAAAUGCGAACAAAACAGAAUGCGAAACAUUAAAGACCCUAAAUUAAUUUGACACCGGAAUAUCCCUUUUAAAAAAAAGACGCAGCUGAUUUUAAUGAAAGUCCCCCCUCUGACAAGACCAGAUAGCCAAACAUGGUUAGGGAGUCUUGGGGUGGCCGAGCAGAUUCCAAAUGGGGCCAUGGACACCCUUGGAAACUCCCUGGCUCCACCCCUGAUACACCCCACUAAAGGCCCUCUAUCGCGCCCUCAUCCCAUUGCUAAGUUUUCAGAGCCCACUGAUCCACAUCCAGCACAGACUCUGUUUCUGUUAGCUCAAAGUAUUAACAAUGCUGAUGCUACCCACCCUACCACUAUUGACCCCACACUGACUCAGUCACACUAGAUAGGCGGCGAGUACAAGCACGUCGCAGGGUAAUAAUCAAGUCAACACUUUGCACAUUCUCCUUUCCUUAUUUUCUCAUUUAUCCUCACACUCACAAGGUUUGAUUAACUGCCAUUAGACCGCCGUCCUUCAACCCCACCCCCAGUUCUUGCCCUGUUGCCAAAUCUCUUAUCAGUUAUCAGAGCAAUUUGCCAUAGUCCUGUUGGCAAAAACUAAUUUAUAGCCUGUUUGUUAAAGUUUAAGAUACACUCAUUAGUCAGCAAAAGAAAGAGACGCCUCACACUGAGACAAACCUCUCCUCUCCGUCUUCAUUUGUCUACGGUACUCUGUUUUGUGUCUCCACCCGCCCCGACUCAACCCGUUCAGUGUUUUCAGGAAUGUUAACACACGUUUCACAGAGUCCUUAACCCUGAGAGCACCUUACUCACAGAUUCCCACAGGGCCCCCCAACGCUUCCCGGUAUAUCUCAUGUGUCAACAAAGCAGGGUAGGAAGUGUUUUUCCAGGAUUUCCUCAGGUUAAAGUUUACCCUCUCUGCCGUCACAUGUGCGUUUUUGUCAGAGGUUUUAUCAGAUGUUCUUGUUCAUUGAUCGGUUAUAAAAUACCGGCUUGUAUCAGUGGAUUUCACAGAUCAUGACUCGUUAUUUGUUUACAUUGGGGAAAAGUUCACAAGAUCCCUGUUGGACGUCAAUAUUAUGGUAGUGAGGUUGUCAACAAAGCCAGGAGUUACACAUUUCUUGACCCCUGCGUUAAUAUUUAAGGACAUAUUACAUUAUUUUUCCAGUUUUCACGACAAAGUUGGCUGUUUUGUUUGUGUGCUGGCAGGUAUUUCAUGACAUUGCGUACAAGGCGAAGAGCAGACAGGACCUGCUGGCGGGUAUCGAGGAGUUCCUGGACGAGGUCAUCGUCCUGCCGCCUGGAGAGUGGGACCCUGACAUCAGGAUAGAGCCACCCAAGUCUCUGCCCUCCUCAGAUAAGAGGUCUGCUAAUCCAAAGAAGUCACAAGAAAUCACAAAUAUACACUGAACAGCGAGUAAACGCAGUAGUUCACAGCAUAAAAAGUCCCUCCCUAUAAGUCAAGUUAUGCUCUUUUAGCAAGAGUGUGACCUUUUUACUUUUGCUGAUCAGCUGAUUUUAAUCUGAGAGAAUAAAAAACUUGAAUAAAAAUCUACUUUUCAGCAGUAAAGCAAAGGUAUUGUAGUAGUAACACAAAUUCUGAUAAAGUUUAGUUUCAUUCAUAGAAGAAAAAAAGUGCAUUAUUAAGAAAUCACAUAAAGAUCAAAAUCUAUUUAUGUGAACAUUUAACAUAACUUUUUAACUCUUUUGUCCAUUUGUUUGUCAAGUUAUCUUUUCCUAAGUUGACAAAUAGUGUCUUGUUUUCAUGUUUAGACUCAACAGCUUUUAUGUGUCACUAAAUUCAUGUUUUUAAUGUUGAAUUAAGACGGUGGUUCUCAAGUCCAGUCCUCGAGCCCCCCCUGUCCUGCAUGUUUUGGAUGUUUCCCUGCUCCAACACACCUGAUUCAAAUGAUCAGCUCGUUAUCAAGCUCUGAAAUGGCUUAACGAGCUGAUCAUUUGAAUCAGGUGUGUUGGAGCAGGGAAACAUCCAAAACAUGCAGGACAGGGGGGCUCGAGGACUGGAUUUGAGAACCACUGAAUUAAGAUAAGGAUUGAGUCUGCUGACAGUUUGUUGAAUCUGAAUGUGUCUUUUAUUGCCUUUUUUAAAGGAAGAACAUGUAUGCUGGUUUGGAGCCGCCUCAGAUGAACGGCGACACUCCCCACGAUGCGGGACACGGAGGGGGAGGAGGACACGAGGUUGGCGAAGAGCUCCAGCGUACCAGCAGGUAAUUAAAAAUUUCACAUCAUCAUCAAUCUCAAAGACGCCUAUGUGUCCACAUGAAUCUUUUCAGUUUAAAAGUCAUGACAGUCCAAAAUUACCACAUCAUCAGAUCAUCAUUAGCGGGGUCGUUAUCUUGAUGGCAUUUGAUUUUUGCAGUGAAAAUGUUCAUUUUAGAGUAAAAGUGCAACCAGGAACAAACAUUUUUGCUUGAAUCUCUUAAAUCUGUUCCAACAAGGAACUUUUCAACACAUGGUCCAAAACAGUCAGAGCUCUUCACUCUGAGAUAACUUUUUCCUUUAGUUGUCCUCUCUCUGGAAACUUUGACUUCAGCUGUGAAGUUUUGUCUCUAACUUGAUAACUCUCUGUCUUUAAGGUUUUGUGGAGGACUCAUCCUGGACGUCAAGCGAAAGCUGCCGUUCUUCGGCAGCGACUUCUACGACGCUCUACAUAUCCAGUCUCUGUCGGCCAUCCUCUUCAUCUACCUGGGCACGGUCACCAAUGCGAUCACAUUCGGUGGAUUACUCGGAGAUGCAACAGAAAACAUGCAGGUAACAUCCUCCCCCGUUUUUUUAUGAGUCUGUUUAGUUUGACUCAAUCUUUUAAACUUUAAUGAUUUGUCACUGGAGACAGAAACACAUCUCUCGUAAACCUCAGAUCACCUUGUUCUGCCAAGUUGUGAUACAACUGCUGACAAAAUUUAACUUGGAGGCAUAAAAAAAAAACACCCUGACCCACAUAUGACCACUUAUGAGAGGCUGUAACUGCGGUCGGAUUGAUCUAGUUUGGGUCCAGAAUUCACUGACCUGAAUCGCACUGUUGUUCUGACAUUUUAUUUUUAUAUGGCGGCUUUUUCCAUCCAACAAAAACAAAACCAGUUCGUCAAAGUUGUUUUAUACUUGAGUAUCACAAGAAUUGGUACUGGAGAGGAAGGUGUACCAGGGACAGGAAGUAGUUUAAAGCUCCUGUGAGGAGUUAUUGAUAAACUUGAAAUUACCUGACAUUCAUAAGGAAGGCUAUUCAUGACACGUACAAGCAAGAACAUACGAAGUAAGAUUUUUAAUGCCUGAGGGGGUAGGUGUUUUACAUUUUUUACAAAAUUAUCCAAAAUAAUUAAAAAAUAUGGUCAUCAGAAGUGAGAAUAAUGAGAUUUUUUGUGAUAAGAUGCUAGAUGUCAAGAUAAGCAAUGACGGCUUUGUCCACAGAGGGCGCCAAAUUAUCACAAAUUUAAAAUUCCUUAUCUGAACUUUAAGGUCGCUUUCACACCAGAGCUGUUUGGUCCGCUUUAAACAGACCAGACUUCGUUUCCUCGGAUAGUCCGCUUCGUUUGGGCAGGUGUGAAAGCUCAUCCGAACUCUGGUGCGGACCAAACAAGUGAACUCUGGUCCGCCUGAAAAUGUGGGUCUCACCUCGCUUGCAAGUAAACCCUGGUUCGGUUCCUAUGCAGUGUGAAAGCUCACCGGACCAAACACAGGACCAAAUGUACGUAAUGACGCUAUACACAGUGUAUACGCAGUGCAUCUUGGGAAGAGGGAGCACGGCGUCCCUUGUUGCUAUGACAACAAGUGACCGCUGAUAUUAGCAGUUGCUACCUAGCUUAGCUCAAUUAUCUGAACAACAAUAACCCAUAAAUUCACAAUUUGGCAUAUUUAAACUAAAUCAAAUCACAACUACUAACAGUCACAGUCCUUAAACUCUGAGCUCAUAUGUUGUCACAUGUUAGGUCGUUAAAGUUAGAAAAAUAACAGGAUCAAUCCCUGACAAGCUACGAUAGCAGUAUAGGAAUAGUUGCAUUCACUAACGAUGUAGCAUUCCAUAAAAUAAUGUAACGAAGCACGAUACAAGACGGCUAGUCCACCGCUGUUUGUAAUCUGUGAGGUUACAUAAUCCUCCCACUUUGUCCAGUCGAUGAGCGCCCCUUUCAACCACGUGAUGCUGCUCAGUGCGCUUUAGAAAUCACAGUGUGAAAGCAGAACCGAAACAAGUGAUAAAUGUAAGAAUGUUGCGACUUCCAGUUCCCCAAACGAACCAAGUCCGCUUGGUCAGGUGUGAAAGCGACCUAAAAUACUCAUGAAAAAAGCAUCAAAAUGAAUUUGUCUUUUUCAUAAAUGUUUAGAAACUCUUUAACUGUAGGUAACACAUGUUGUUAUAAGAAGAAUAGAUAUUUCGGUUUUGACCAAUCAGAAUCAAGUAUUUAACAUGACCAGGUAAUUUGCAGAUCAGCUGGGUAACACAACACUUCCCCCCAUGGGGCGCUUGUGUUCAAAGCAUAAUAUAGAAAUGGAUACCAGUGCACUUUUAUUUAUAUAACACUAGUCAUGGUAUGUACAUUACACAGCUUAUAGGCAUUGGUACACUGGUAAUAGUACAUGCAUGUUGUCUGUGUGUGGAAACACUGUUGUGAUUUUAAUGUAUAUUUCUAACAGAUAAGUGAGGCAUGGUUUAGACUUAGUUAAACAGGUCAGAACCAGUUUUAUAUAUCUGAUAUUUUCACCUCCACCAUUGUUCCUCUUGUUAAGUUACUAUCACAGAAACAAAGAGAGUUGACUUCAGCUGAUAAGCCAUGCUAAUAUGCAGCUCAAAGGAUCAUACUGCAUCCAUCUGCUGCACCUUCUGUUCACAGAGCUGCAUGUUGACAAGUUGCACCAUUCUAGUGAAAUAACAUUCAUGGCUGCAUGCAUGAUCAUGCACCGUCUAUCUUUUGUGGAUGAGGUUGUCCAGUCAUUACAGGUGCUCUGAAUCCUCUCCUGCCAAAGAGCUGCAUCCUUGCAGACCUGCACCGCACCGGCCUCAAGGAUUUACCCGGGCUGUAAAUAACCUCAGAUCCAGAUUACACCAAUGCAGCCUAGUCAUGGCUGUGUGUUUCCAAUGACCCCACCACUCCGCCCAUGCACACACAUGCACAAACACACACGCACAAACUCCAAACCUCCUGCGAUGCUGCCCACUCAAAGCAGAGGGUUUCCCUGACCUCACUUAACCUUUCCUGAGCACAGGAUGCAGAAAGUAAACUCGAUUACUCAGUCCUCUGCUGUAUGCGUGUCACUUUAAGAGAGGAAAAUACACGCAGACUGAGAAACUGACAUAACAGGAAAGGCAACAGGCUUGUCCUGAUUGGCCGGCUGUGCUUUGUGUAUUGUUUAGAAGUGAAACAAAGCUUCCUGCUGAGUUGGCACAAAUAUUGUAUAUUGUAUAUUUUGAAGGUAAAGGAAAAGUUGCAGUAAGAGCUACAAUAAGGCAAAACCUGAUGGAAGACUGUAUCUGAACAAUUUCUCUGCAGGGUGGUUAAAAAUCAAGGUUAAGAGUUCAUGUUAUUUCAGCUUAUUUCAUCUUAAAUUAAAGACAAGAUCACGUGAAUGAUGGCACGCUUGUAGGUGUGGUAGAAACCUGUGAGUGACUUGUGAGAAACCGCACCCUAAGGAUAUUUUAUAAGAUAAUAACAACAACACAAGAGUCACUUGUAACCUAAAUAACUUUAAGAAAGUGACCUUUAUUGUUCCAGAUAUGUUUUUUUUUCUAUGGCAGGAAACUCCUGAGUCAAAUGACAUUUUAGCUUGUCAGUUUUUGGUAAUAAGUUUAAAUGUGAAGUAAAAGAAAGCUAAAUCAGAGUUAUGAAUUAUUUUUUUAAAGGUACAGUAUGCAGAAUGUAGGACCAUUUAGCAGAACAGACUUUGUAGAAAAUGAAUAUAAUAUCUGACCUGAAUAUUGUAAUUAUUCAGUUGCCAUCUUGCAUCACUACGCUUCUACGGUGGCACAGAGGGGACAAACUAGUUACAGAGAGACUUUGUUUCACACAUACAAACUUGCAUUUUGGUGUUAAAAAAUUUGCAUUUAGGUUCAGAUUUCGCAUGCAUCACAUGAGCUUUUUGUCCUCAAAAGCCACCGUAGCUUCACUGACAUUUGGGGUGAGCAAGGGAGCGUUUCGGUGUUAAAUCUGACUGUUGGAUCUCAUGAAACAUUGCUAAUUUUACACUCUAUUCUAAGUCGAAUGCACAGAUUAUGAGCAAUUUUAGGGAAGAAAGUAGUCUCGUACUGCAAUAUUUCCAGAAAUUUUAAAUAAAUACAUGAAACAAAUGCAUAAAACUUGCCAAGUCUACAAAACCAAAAGAGAACAACAGUGUCGUCCCAUUUUUUCUGUUGUUUAAACAUGCUGCAGGCUGCAGCACGUCAGGAGUGUUUAACUGGUUUUGAAAUGGUGUCAUUCGGAAACUGAUGCGUCUUUAUGACCUACAUGGUAAAUUAAGAAUAUCAGCAGUAAGUUCGGUUAUUUAUUUACACUGAAUUUUACUGCCUGUGCUCGGGUCAGAUUUCCCGCCAAAAAGCCGAGGUGGUAUCCAGCAGUCGUUUAGAGGUGCCUAUGGUUACAACUUGGCUAGUCAAGUCUGGCAGGGACAAGUAAGUUAGCGAGCAGGAGGAAGUUUUAUUUUUCUGUAUCUAACUUCCUUUUAAAAUAAUGUUUGAAAAAAAGAGACCUCUUUACGUCAGCGAGUAAUGGCACUCAUGGGAAAUGCAUUCUCCAUCCAAGAAAAACAGAUGUCACCCAGAUGGACAGAUGCCAAAGUCAACACAACAUGAAAACUCAUCUGUCUGUUUGGGGUUUUGUUGCCCUGUGCGUUGUCUUGCAGGGAGUUUUGGAGAGUUUCCUGGGUACGGCACUGACAGGAGCGGUGUUUUGUCUGCUGGCCGGACAGCCCCUGACGAUCCUCAGCAGCACGGGCCCGGUGCUGGUUUUUGAAAGGCUCCUCUUCAACUUCAGCAAGUGAGUAAAUUCCCUCAUUCAGGGUUAGGUAGAGUUCAGAAACAGGCUGAGCGGCAUGUGAGAUAUUUAUAAGCUGUGGUCAAUCCCCAAAAGACUGAGGUUGUUUGUGUGUUUAUGGAGAUGCUUUCCUUGUGACCCGCUUCGAUCGAUUAAAAAUAGACGUAUUAUGAAUACAGACAGAUAAACCCACACUUGGGAGGUUUUUCUGUGAUUUCUUUUCGUCUUCACACUUUCUCACUGGGACUGUUUGUUCUUGCAGCCUAUCACUUACCAGCUGACUGUGAAUGCCACCUCUUGGCCGCACAGAUUUAUGAUGUUACAGCAUCCAUUUCUGAUGACGUUCAAAUUUCUGAUUUAUUCGCAUCACUGGCCGUGUGACUUCAACUUCAAAGGAGAAUUCAUUGCCACAUAAAUCAAGAGCUUGUUUCGUGCUUUUAUUUUGGUAUUUUCUCUGUCAUGUGUUCAGAUUUCUUUACUCCUGCAUUGUAAACAUGUGCUUUUAUUUUGAAGGAGAAAGAAAACUGUUAAAACUUUUCUGUUUUUUGACCACCAGCGUUAGGGACUAUUUUGUUGGAAGAUGUCAGAAAACAACAAACACAUACCAAAUAUUCUUGUUUCAUCAGGUAUAUUUGAGCAUUUUUACUGCGGAAAAAAAAUGAUGCCUAUAUAAAUUAUGUGCAAGUUAGAUGGUUGGUGGUUUUGCCCAGAAAUUAGAAGGCUCCUGCAUUUUUAUACCACUGUUAGAAGUAGAUCCAAAAAGUUCCUGUGAAAACAUCUCCUCUCUUUUCAGACUCUGAAUGCGUCUCUCCAUCUGUUUGGCAGAUUUAAACAUGUCAUUUCACAACACCAGCUGGGCACCAGAGGUUAAAAAACCGCUGACUUCUCCUUCCUUCUUGCGCUUGCAGUGUCCCAGAGAGACUCUUCUAGCAUUACCAAACACCCCUCCGCUUAUGUUCCAUUAUCAAUAAUUCACUCUCAUUUAAUUUUACACUGAGCGAAGAAUGUUGUGGGGACUGUGGCCUCUAAAUGUUUCCAUGCCUGAAGGAAAAGGCUGCUGAGUCAGUGACAGCUGAGUACAGAUACUAUAGUGCAUGUUUGUCAUAGAAAGUGCAGUCUGCUGGUUAUGAUGGUGGGACUUUUGGUGUGUUUUCACCAAGCAUUCUGGUCCAGUUUGAUACAAUACAAAAUGAAUAGUGUUUAAAAGCAGUAUUUUAUUUUGAUAGAGCUUCAGUGUCUGGAAAAAAACACUAAAAUAAGCUUCUAACCCAUCUUGGAAAGGCUUUAGGGACCGUAUCAGGAUUUUUAAAAAGGGUUUUAUUGUUGCCUAAAAACAGCAAUCUAUUCCAAGACUGCUAUUAACCCCUUCUUUCCUGCAUCUUCAGAGACAACGGGUUCGACUACCUCGAGUUUCGGCUGUGGAUCGGCCUCUGGUCGGGUGUAUUCUGUCUGAUACUGGUGGCUACGGACGCCAGCUUCCUGGUUCAGUACUUCACGCGCUUCACAGAGGAAGGCUUCUCCGCGCUCAUCAGCUUCAUCUUCAUCUAUGACGCCUUCAAAAAGAUGAUAAAGCUGGGCCACUACAACCCGAUUAACUCCGAUUUUGAUCCGAACUUGAUCACCCAAUACGACUGCAAAUGCAUACCUGGUAUGUAGUGUAAAAAUUUAGUGCAAAACUGCAACAUAAAAGAGAUUACAGACAUCUUGAACCAUCAACCCCCCUUAAAGAGACCAUCAGAGUCUCAGUAUCAGGGCUGAUACCAGACAGUGAAAACUGAACACUGGUAUUAAAUUUUGUCCUAUCUGGCGCUGAUGUCGCUAUUGUACUUCAAACAAAGCUUUCAGCUUUUUCUGCUACGUUUGCAGCAGAGAUAACGAACGAUACUACUAUGUGUCACCCUUUUGAUACCAGUGUUGACUUUCUCCACAGCCUUAUCAGUCUCUGUGUCUCCAAUGAGCUGGCAGGACUGUUUGUAGAGAUACUGAUUUCAAAGAGAGAGUCUGAUACUGAAUGUUUUUUUCUGAUACUAAGGUGUUUUUGUAUCUCCUCUCUAGGCAACUCGUCUGAGUUCAUUGAUGUCUCGACCUGGACGAACAGUUCUGAUCUGGUAUGAAGCGUUCUGGGUUUUGUGACAUCUUGUUGCUUUUUUUUUUGAAGUCUAAAUUCUGAUCCUCGUUUGCGUUGCUUCUUCCCAGCCAGUGAACGCGACCUGGGCAACCCUGACCAAGAAGCAGUGUUUGAAGUUCGGGGGUCAGCUGGUUGGAGAUUCCUGCGGCUACGUGCCUGACAUCACCCUGAUGUCCCUCAUCCUGUUCUUUGGAACCUACACCUGCUCCAUGGCUCUGAAGAAGUUCAAGACGAGCCGCUUCUUCCCCACCAAAGUGAGCAACGAUGGCGUGAAUUAGUUGAUACCUAGCUUUUUUGUCCAGUUUACGAAAGAGGAUUAGGGCCACAAGAAGAGAAAAAAUAAUUACAGGAGGGAGAUUUUUCUUAUUUCCAUUUCGAGAUCAAAGUUGAUAUUUUGAAAUUGAGGUUGAAAUUUAAAAAAAAUUGUCUUCAUUCAAGUCAACUUUAAUCUCAAAAUUUAGUUUUUUAAAUCUCGAAAUUUUGACAUCAUUUACGACAUUUUGAAAUCUCUAAACGUCGUCUUUAUUCAAGUCAACUUUAAUCUCAAAAUUUCGACUUUUAUCAUAAAUUUUUAUUUUUUAAUCUCCAAAUUUGGACAUUGUUCACGACAUUUCGUAAUCUCCAAACGUCAUCUUUAUUCAGAUCAACUUUAAUCUUGAAUUUUCGACUUUAAUCUAAAAAUUUUUAGUUUUUUAAAAUCUCAAAAUUUUGACAUUAUUCACGAUUCGUAACCUUGAAAUUUUGAUUUAAAUCUUGAAAUUGAAUUUUUUUUAUCCAGAAAUUUCGGGUCUAUUGACAUUAUUUCAAUUUUUUUAAUCUCGAAAUUUUGACUUCAAUCUCCUUUCUGUAAUUAUUUUCUCUUAAUGUGGCCCUAAUCCUUUUUUGUAUCUGUGUCGUGUGUACAGUCUGUGGUAUUGAAUAUAAUCUGUAUCUUUAACAUGCUGCAGUUGCAAAAGCACAUAGCUGGUGAUUUUGUACCACAGGCUCAAUCCAAACCUGCUUGUUUCUUCUCUUUUCCAGGUGAGGAAGCUCAUCAGUGACUUCGCCAUCAUCUUGACCAUCCUUGUCUUCUGCGGCGUGGACGCGUUUGUCGGUGUGAACACUCCAAAGCUCAUAGUGCCAAGUGAAUUCAAGGUAAAUCUUUAAAAGGGAAAGUUGUGUUUAUCCUAAGAUCACCCACGUCUACUGGAUUACAAUGGCAGCAGUGCAGUUUCCUCUGAUUACACCGAUAAUGAUCUGAGUGUCUGUCUGGUAGAAAUCUUUAAGAUCCCAGUAUAAUGCUUUCUUUAUAGUCUGCCCAGUCAGUGAUACAUAUUACCUGAAACACAAGCACAGCCAGUUUUGUAGCCGAGCUCAGAUUUAAAAACCUGCCCCCGAGCCUCGACAUAGAGGAAGAGGAUGACGGGGUAGAGGAGCAGGUACCUGCAUCGAAUAACGUCUUGAUUAUAGGUGAAGUGAGAAGACGCAGGGUCUUAAAUGUGUUGGUACAGAGGCAGCUUUGUCCGACCACAGAGUCUUGAUUCACAAAUUUCUGUCAUGUAACGACGCACCAGUAAUUUCAGACUCGCUUUAGUGUUUCGACUUCCCGAAAGUGACAAUUAGGUUAUUUUUUUGUGUGUAUUUGAGAUCUUCUCCACGCCUCAGAGGAUUCACCGUGCUCUUCUUCUUUUUCCUCCAGCCCACGAGUCCACUGAGGGGCUGGUUUGUUACUCCCUUUGGCGGGAACCCUUGGUGGGUGUACCUGGCUGCUGCACUUCCCGCUCUGCUGGUCACCAUCCUCAUCUUCAUGGACCAGCAGAUCACAGCUGUGAUUGUCAACAGGAAGGAGCACAAACUAAAGGUUCUCGAAGUUUCAUUCAUUUAAAAAACUCAAGAAAACUAAACAUGGUAGCAGUUAAAAAAAGAUCCUUGUAAUUAGCAUUCAUGAACAGUUAAUAAGAGCUUUAUAAGGUGCUUAUAAACAUUCAUAAAUGUUAAUAAAUGCAGAACUAAUACUAUAAUUGGUUACAAGACACUUGUAAACAAUUCAUAUACCUCUCAUACACACAGACAGAUUAUUUAUUAACAUUAAUUAGACUUUAAUUAUCUUUAACUAACCCCAUAUUAAGUCUAAUUAAUGUUAAACACUGUAUUAAAGUGUGUGGCAAAAAUAUGAUCUGUUUACAAGUUCCUAUCAAGAGCCUUUUAGUUUAUUAUUAGCAAUAAUAAAUGUGUUCAUGAUGCUUUAACACUUGUUUAUUAGCAUCUUAUUAGGUCUAAUAACUGGCUUAUUAACUACUAAUCAAUGCUACUUACAUAAACCUUCAUAUAAAGUUUUAAGAGUACAGUAAAGCCACCCUAUAAAGUUUAUUAAAUGUAAACUUUUUAUGUUUUAUGAAUAUUAUACAGACAAUUUAGGAAAAAAUGAAUAUCUGUCAUCCAUCAAAAUGCUGUUUUGGGGGAUUUUAAUUGUAAAAAAAUAAAUUCCUUUCAAUCAGCCAAAAUGUGAUAAUUUAUGCAUUCUUAAUGUGCAAAUUAUAGUGGCAUGAAAAACCCAUUCAUGCUAGCUAUUUCCCUGCUUGCAACAAUCUGUCUUUUUACGCUAUAACAUUUUGGAAAACAGCCACAUAACAAACGUCUCAUAUGUAUGUACGCAUGGUUGAAGUGCAUCACUCCAUUUCCUGGUUUGAUUCCCGUCUUUCUGACUCAGCUGUCUGCUCUCUUUCCUCUCCUCUUAGAAAGGGGCGGGCUAUCACCUGGACCUGUUCUGGGUGGCCGUCCUGAUGAUCAUCUGCUCCUUCAUGGGCCUGCCGUGGUACGUGGCCGCUACCGUCAUCUCCAUCGCCCACAUCGACUCCCUGAAAAUGGAGACCGAGACGUCGGCCCCUGGGGAGCAGCCUAAAUUCCUGGGUGUGAGGUGAGUCAGAGUGCAGCUGCUGGAGCAGGUGUUUAACCCAUUUAACCCUCCUAUUGUGAAGAGCAAAAAAGUCUCAUGCAACACUGUGGUUGUUGCAUUCAAGGAUUUCUGUAUUUUUCUUUGUCAUCCUAAGAAAAAGGGAGGAGGGAGAGAAGAUUAGCAACCUCAUUCAAUCAGAAUGAGAAUCAGGGAACCAUAAGAACAAAGAAAAGAUUAAAAACAGUCUUGUAGAAAUGGAUAAAUCUUCACAAAAAACACACAACAGUUUUGUGAUGCCGUCUUUUAGAAGUGGUUUUCUUCAUGUGGUUGAUUAGGACGAUCCCUCAAACACCAAGCUUCAGAACUGAGAAGUUUGAGUCAUUCCCUGUAAAACUUUCAUUGUUCAGGAUUUUAUUCAGUGCUUGAAUUGUCCCUGUUUUGUGUUUUCUCUUUCCAGGGAGCAAAGAGUCACUGGCAUCUUUGUGUUCCUCUUGACUGGCCUCUCUGUCUUCAUGGCCCCCAUCCUCAAGGUAGAAAGCUUCACCUUUUUUUUUUUUUUUUUUUUUUGUUCGUUCUUUUAUUCUGUGGAAAUCUGGAUUACUGUCCACCUCUUUCAGGACAAACUCUUGUCACCCCCUCUGAAAUUUGUAAUAAUUUUCAAUCUUUGAUUCAUCCGAUUAGAAACUCUCAUCGUGGAAGUAAUGUGAUGUGAAGUGAGCGUGUUCAUUAGGGCUUAAGCUCCGAUUGCAGCUGAGGGCCUUCUCUAGUUUCCAUUCCCACAUUAAGCUGCCAAACAGAAAAAAUGUGCGGUCACUGAAGGGGGAUUAUUGGAGUUCUUACUCCCCCUUGUGGACAUUUUGACAACUGCAGAGUUAUUAUAUUCGAUAUGAAAAAAAGCAAAGCAGGCAAAGAUUUAAAGGGAGAAUAUGGAGAGUUGGAGCAGCUCCUGUUUUACAUGUUGAACUUUUUCCAGCUCCAGAUUUUUUUCUUCGAGUUGAAAAGUUCAUCUCUAGUUUGUUUGUUUGUACUUUUUGCAUCAAAAAACCUCAACUCAGUCUCAACAACUUGUUACCAAACCUUCACUUUAGCUGCCAAGAGAUUGUCAACAUUCGCAGAAAAGCAGCUUGUCGGGUAUUUUUCACCCGAGUGACAACGCUAUAAAUAAAAUUAUGUAAUUACAUGCAUAAAGAGCGAUGUCACAUGUUGCAUGGAUUUGAGUGUUAUUUAACCUAAACAAACAUUACCACAUCCACAGGGUUCACUGUAAUAACUGUUGUCAUUGUAAUCUGUGUCUCUUAGUUCAUUCCCAUGCCUGUGCUAUACGGCGUGUUCCUUUACAUGGGCGUGGCUUCGCUCAACGGCGUCCAGGUGAGUGAGUUCAGUGCAUACAUUAGACAAAUGACUUUACUAAAUGACGAACUUCUAAUGACUAACUAAUAACAUUUAUUAACUUAGAAGGAAAGUGGUUACGCAGCUUUACUCAUCAGCAAAAUGUAUUAGCACCUAGCCUGCUGCUGUAGUUUUGUUUCAUAUUUUAUACUGUGCUUUAAACGCAUAAAAUAUCCCAUAUUUCUGUACAUUAUGGAAACACGGCUGCAAUUUUUGGUAAAGGAGGAUUUACAGACAUGUCACUGCUAUUAUUAGCUAAGCUUAUGCAACAGCAGCCCUCCUUUUUUCACACACCUUCCAGCUCUGAACAUAACCUCCCUGAAAUAAGUUUUAGCAUGGCUUGUGGCGAGUUAGCGGCCGAUUAGCAUCAUGUAAGCGAAGCUACAGGUGGUCAGAGAGCUGCCAAGAUACGGUGUGUUAAGCAAAGCUGAGGCUGCCAAAAAAGCAACAUGAUUGUUAGGCUGUCUUUAAAAAGGUGUUUGAAUCAUUUAACUUAGAAAUACAUAAAUGAAACCACAGGAAGAUGACAAAUUAUGAUAACCACAGCUAUCACUAGCAGGCUAGCCGCUAAUUUCUAGCAGCUAAACUAGAAAUUUUAAGACUUUAUUAUCCUUGGAUUUGUCCACUUUUGCAGAACUUUAGUCUCGUAAUAUUUUCGUUAUUGUGUCCACUCUACCAGCCGCUGUUUUAAAGUAUCAUACAGUAGAGCUGCUAGAAACAGUUGCACCGUCAAAUUUAAUCUCAAAUGAGCUACUCAAGAGGAUUAGGGCCACAUGAAGAGACACAAAAUAAUCACAGAAAUGAGAUUAAAUUCUCAAUUUCAAGAUUAAAGUCAAUAUUUUGUCACUAAAAAAUCUAAAUUAUGUUAAUAAAAUCUAAAUGUCAAGAUUAAAAAUUGAAAUUUUGAGAGUAAAGUUAAAAUUUCACAACUACAAAAUGUUGAAAUUUUGAGAUUAAAAAAAAUGAAAAAUUUAAGAUUCAUGUUGAAAUUUCGAGAUAAAAAAUUUGUCUAAAUGUCAUGAAUAGUAUUGAAAUUUUGAGAUUAAGAGAAUUAUAAUUUAAGGAUUAAAGUCGAUAUUUCAAGAUUACAAAAAAUUCUAAUGUUGUGAUAUAUGUCAACAUUUUGAGAUUAAAAAAAUUUAAUUUUUAGUCCAAAGUUAAAAUUUAAAGUCAACAUGAUUAAAGUCGAAAUUGCGGCAAUAAAAAAAUAGAGAUUAUGUAAAUAACGUCAACAUUUUUCAAAUAAAAAUCAAAAUUUUGAAAUUAAAGUCGAAAUUUUGAGAUUAAAAAAAAUAUAUUGUUAGACUAAAGUCGAAAUUUUGAGAUUAAAGUUGACAUGAAUAAUGUUGAAAUUUUGUCUUUUAAAUUUUUUACUUUAAUCCUGAAAUGGAAAAAUUAAAAAAAUCUCCUGCCCGUAAUUAUUUUUCUCUCUUCUUGUGGCCUUAAUCCUCUUUCCUAUCAUAGAAAUUGUGUCUGACUUGUUUUAUUUUUUGUGCAUUUGCUUGUUUUAGUUCAUGGACCGUCUGCAGCUGCUCCUGAUGCCAGCAAAGCACCAGCCAGACCUGAUCUACCUGCGACACGUCCCCCAGAGACGCAUCCACCUCUUCACCUUCAUCCAGGGCUUGUGUCUGGCCCUCCUUUGGAUCCUCAAAUCCACAGUGGCGGCUAUCAUCUUUCCCGUCAUGGUGAGUGUCACGGCCUUAAAAACGCAGGACUUUCUCUUUUUGGAUUCAAAUCUAACCAUGUCUUCGUCCGCAGAUCUUAGCUUUGGUUGCCGUUCGUAAAGCGAUGGACUACGUGUUCUCCCAGCACGACCUGAGCUACCUGGACGACGUCAUCCCAGAGAAAGACAAGAAGAAGAAGGAGGAUGAGAAGAAAAAGAAAGGAAAGAAGAAGGGCAGCAUUGACAGUGAAAUGGAAUUUGUAAGUUUGCUUUGCACGCUAAAAUCCAUCGUGUCAUGUGACUGUGUUUCACCUCCUGUAGAUGUAAGUGUUUAAUGUUCUCCCUCCCUCCUCCUCCUACAGUCUGACUACCCCUACCAUGACAAUAUCCCCAGUAUAAAAAUCUCUAUGGAUAUGAUGGAGCAGGAGCCCAUGUUGGGGGAUAAAUCUGUGGCUAGUGAGUACGAGUGAGAGCCUGAGCCCAAACUAAGCCUCUCAGGGCGCUUCGAGCUCACACUUCUCUCCUACUGUUCUUGUUUUCUUUCAUUCAAUCACAAAAUUGACACUUGCAAUAAUCAGUCAUGAUAUCUGACGGUUCAACUCUGCUCUAUCCUGACUUAAAAGCAGCUUCUGAUGCUUGCUUUCUCUCCCUUUCUGCACUUUCAGUGAUUGUGAAUUUUAAAAGCUCAUCUUCUUUCCUUUUUUACCCUCUAGGAGAUGAAUCCAAGACUUUCCUUAACACGCAUUCGCCGUGCUGAGCACUACUUUGAGUCUCCCACUGUGGCCGAGUGAGUGAGUACCAGCUGGCAUUCAUUUCACAUAUUCUCUCUAGAAAGGAAAGUGAUUCAUGCAGCAUGAAUUUUGACUCCCUCGCUGUCUUAUUUACAUCUUCUUUUCCUCUCCUCUCUCUCCCAGACUUGAAAAAGGCGGCUACACAAAAGGUUCGCCUCAGAUUCGCAUAGACAGGGACUCGGAGGAGAACGGUUUCGCUUGGAAGAAGAGCUCUGAAACCGAUCUGUGAAUGAAUAAUCCAAAGAUGCAACCAAACCAGCGCAGCAUAGCAAACAAUAACCCGUCCUCUUUUGUAUGAUAGUAUUUUUCUCAACGCUCCUCCUGUGAGGAUUGAAAUCAAAACAUCUGGAAGUAUUUUGUCUUAAACACUUUUGUGGUACUGAAUUUUAAUGAGGGCUGACACAGGAUACGUUUGAGUAUUCUUUAUCCGUCCCUGGACAACAAAAGGGCUACUUAAGGUCAUCUUUCUGCAGUUUUUAUGCAAAAUUAAUAUAUUAUGAGUGUGUUCGCUUAUUAUUUAUAACAAGCGUCCAGCCAAAGACGUUAAAUAAUGAAAGAUACCCUGGAAAAAAAAUCGGAUUUUAGAUUGCAGAUGUUUUAAAUUCACUUUGUAAAUACCAGAAGUUUCCCAAUUUUUAUAAUAACCAUCUCCAGCGUUAACCAGUCUGUCUUUUAAUUGUUUAAUUUUAACUGUUUGUAUUUAAAAUAGUCGGACGUUUGAGUCACAACUACUGGUAUGACGGGGAUUAAGAGUGCAUUUGCUUUUCUUGUAGUGAACAAAAGGUCGUCCGUGAUCCCCUCACAGGCUGACAUUAAUUUUAAAUCAAAGGGCAUAUCACUAAUUAAUAAUCAAGCAUCUAUCAAAGGCUGCAUAUUCAGAGUCGACUUGACAACGUCAGAAUCAAAGACUGGAACUUCUGUUUUGUUUCCUCCUCGUUUUUUUUCCAUAUUUAUUGUAUCUAAACUCUCACGUGGAACAAUCUGAAUCAGGAGUUCGAUAUCUGGUGUGUAUCCACUCGGCUGUCUCUACCCUGUUUUAGGGAGCUUUAGAUGUAUCAUACCUGUUUGUAGCUCUACCUCUUAUAUUUUUCUGUAGGUGCCAGGCAUUAUACGGUCAAAACUUCAUUUUUUUUUUGUGCAAUUCUCCGUGAUCAAACACUGAUUUGUUUUUCUUAACUGGCACUGCGUAAGAUCUCUGAAUCUUCACUUUUUUUUUUUUUUCCCUCUGUGACACUUAAGAUAUUGCGUUCUGUGUUUGUCGGAUCAUUAUGAACUAAUCAUGUGUAAUUCUGCCGCGUUUUCAAGGGCUAAUCUACCAAAAAUUCACGUCUUAUUUUAAAUUAUUCUCGAUCACUGCUAAGAAGGAUUUUAAAACCAAAAAUGCGUAACCUUAUCGUAAAGCAGCGUCUAUUUUUUUUUGUUAUAUGUAAUGAAGUUGGGUGUUUGAUAUUUUCACGCGCUUGACCGUAGAUCCUCAAAGUCUGAGAUAAAUCGUGAUCAUAUUUAAAAGCUUUUAAUGUGAAAAACUCUCAGAUUUUGAGUUUUUUUUAAGCAUGUAAUGAGUGAGUGUGUGCGUUUUUUUUUUUUUUUUUUUUUAAUGUAAAUCAACAAUCACUGUGAGGCUAUGCAAUGUUGUGAAGAACUGCUUUAUACUGUACAGGGUUGAAAAACGUGUUUGUGCAGCAGCUUCUCUGUGAAACGGACAGUUUUCAUCAUCAUCAUAAUUUUAAACCCAUUUAGUGACAGCGUGAUUAGCAUCCUUAAAUUUUCUUUAUUUACUCCAAUGACUUGAUCACACUCCUGUUGCUGAUUGAAUUAUGAAACUGAUUCAGUCGAUUUUUAGACUAUUUUCGUGUAUAUCUGAAUGUAACACAUCUCAAUCACUUUAAAUGUACAUGUGUAUAUAUGAUAUAUAUAUUCCUUGAUGGAAAGACAUGAAAAAUCACUGCCGUUUCUGAUUAAACAUGAUAACGAGGGCUCUAGGUGUCAAUUCCUAAAAUCACUCAUAUCAGGAAAAUGUGAAGCUCGAGACUGUUGAGAACCAAAAACUCAAAAUCCACAUGGUCUUCCACUUGAUGUGAUCUGUAUAUCUUGAUUGUUGGCUUCCUAAUUCCACAAUAAAUGUAAUGUUUUUGAUGUUUCUAACCCUGAAAUUGAUUUUAUACAAAUAUCUGAAUAAUAGUUCAAUAAUCAUAGGCUACUCUGAAGGAGACAGAAGUUUGAGUGUGUUUUUUUUUUAUGGACUAGUGUUUUGAAUGAAAGCAAUAAAACAGUCGAUGAUUCUUAAAAACACAAA
Messenger RNA from Xyrichtys novacula (pearly razorfish), 41588 nucleotides. Lineage: Eukaryota; Metazoa; Chordata; Actinopteri; Labriformes; Labridae. The record is from the annotation of a GenBank genome assembly.